AUGUCUGCCCAGGGAAAAGCCAACGGAAGUGCUGUGAAGGGCUCGGCUUUAGCGGUUGCUGGUGGACCCCCAAGCGCCGCUACUGAAACGAACGGCGUGCAAGUCUACGAGCUGACCCUGGCAGACGAUGGUUCGCCGUCUCCAGGUGCAGGAGUAAGUCUCGCUUUUACGGCGACUUGGUUCCUGGUAUUGAUGUGACCUGCUAACCCGGCACCUUUGCGCUCGUCCCAAGUACAUUCGCUUGCCUGCUCCUCAUCAGCCUUACGCCCUUCGAUUCUCGAUUGAAGCGGGCAGUCUUGCGUCAAAAGAUGGCAGUUUGUGGACCAAUUUGCCGCCUGAUGGCACAGCAUUCGACCGAAAGAAGUUUUGGGAACACAAGUGAGUGCUGCAGGGAGCGAGUGAAGCGCUCGAGGGGAUGCUGGUGCGAGGUAUGCCCCUCAGUGGAUCAAGAUCCGUUGCUCAUCCCAAGCCACACGUCACACCCCCGCAGGCUACCGAGCGACUUCAGCAAGGCCAUCUCCGUCACCUUGUGGAUAACUAGAGCCGGAGCUUUCGAGUUCUUUGUGAGCCACGCGCCGGCUGUUCCUGCAACACCAUAUCCCACCAAGAAUGCUCCUCAUCAAGCUCCUCCAGCCGAGAAUGCCGCUCGAGUGGAAUCCAGUCGCGGCUACUUCAAUGUCGAUCCGGUAUUGAAGUUGCCCAGUCGCUCUCCGAUUCUGUCAGCGGACAGGUAUCCUCUAGACGUUGGAAAGGGAGGUCAGCUCGGCCCAGUCGCGCCCAUCAGCCAAGAUGGUCUUGUUGUGCAGAGCUUCAUCGCCAAGUGGGCCGGCUCCUUGAGCACUUGGGCACCGCAUCUCGCUUACGCUCGGGACAGCGGCUAUAAUAUUAUCCACUACCCUCCCCUUCAGGUCAGAGGCAGUUCCAAUAGCCCUUACUCCAUUGCGGACCAGAACGACUUUAGCGCUGAUCUCUUCGAUGGCAACAGCGGACCUGCCAAGACGUUGGACGAGAGGAGGAAGACUGUACAAAGUAACCUCUCUCAGAUCAAAACGACUUAUGGUCUUGGAAGCAUCAUUGACGUGGUGCUCAAUCAUACCGCCAACAACUCUGAGUGGCUCAAUGCGCAUCCGGAAGCUGGUGAGUGUUGGAAUGAGGCAGGUGCGCAUUCGCAUCUCACUCACAGCCCCAAUCGCAUGCACCACACAGCGUACAGCCCCGCCAACUCGCCUCAUCUCACUCCGGCUGAAGAGCUGGACCGGGCUUUGUUGGACUUCUCAGCACGUCUCACUGAGCUUGGCCUACCAACAGACCCUUCAGACGCAUCUGACGUGGACGCCAUCAUAGAGGGUGUCAGGCAGCACGUGCUCACUCCCCUCAAGCUGUGGCAGUACUACGUUGUAGAUGUCCAAGCAGAGUUGAGGGCGCUGGAGGAGGCAUGGGACAAAGAUGCCAGCUCAAGCACUUCAUCGCGAAUUGUUCGGUCGUACGGCAAUGACUCCCUUGACGGCAAAGGGUUGAGUGAGGCUACCGAGCUUCUUCGAUCUCACGCCCUGCGGAACCGAAUGGCUCUUGCAGAGAGAUAUACUACGCAUUUCGAUGUGGCCACUGCGCUUGCAAUCCUCAAGACAUUAGCCAGCAAUGAUGGCGCUUCUAAGCAACAAGCACUUGAUGCUCUCAAGUCUGCGGCAGAUGCCGUAAACGUAGACUUUUACAGCGCCUACGACGAUGACACCAAGGCGAUCAUCAGCAAUCUCAAGGGUCGGCUGACCUACCAGCGCGUUGAAGCUGGUGGUCCAAAGUUGGGGCCGAUCACCAAAACGUGCGUGUUUCUCCCGUCCAGUUGCGUCAUGAGACGCUCGAAAGCUGACUUGACAGCUGUGCCUGCUCUUGAUGCCCAAAGAGCUCCCUUUUGUGAGCCAUACUUUACGCGCCUGGAUCCGAAGCAUCCUAAGAUUGCGAGCAAAGAUCCCAAAGUGUUGGCUCUCGCACACAAUGGAUGGAUCUGGGCCGCAGAUCCUCUGAGCGACUUUGCCUCCUCCUCAUCUCGAGUGUACCUUCGACGAGAGGUAAUCGCGUGGGGCGAUUGUGUCAAGCUUAGAUACGGCGCAAAGCCCGCUGACUCGCCCUUUUUGUGGAAGCACAUGGAAGCCUAUUGCUCAAGUCUUGCUGGCAUUUUCGAUGGCUUUAGGAUCGACAAUUGUCACUCGACGCCCAUCCACGUUGGCGAACAUUUCUUGGACGUGGCACGCAGGGUCAAUCCGAACUUGUACGUUUGCGCAGAGCUCUUUACCGGUUCUGCGGAGACGGAUACGUACUUCGUCAGUCGUCUCGGUCUCAACAGUCUGAUCAGAGAGAUGGACAAUGCGCACGAUCCAAAGGAGGAAUCACGACUGCUGUACCGAUUCGGCGUGAAUAAGCCAAUCGGAUCCAUGGACACCGACUGUUUGGCCUUUGCAGACAAUGUGACCCUGCCAGGCUCCGGCGGCAAGGCACAACCCGCCACAGUGACUCCUCUGCGCGGCUCAAGCCCACAUGCGCUCUUUAUGGAUCUGACUCACGACAACGAGACUCCGUCUCACAAGAGGACAGCCGAGGAUGCAAUCACCAUGGGCGCCCUCGUCGCGUUCUCUUGGUCUGCCAUCGGCUCCACUCGAGGGUUUGACGAUCUCUAUCCGAACCUGUUGGAUGUGGUCACGGAGAAGCGAAAGUACAACGUUGUCGAACAGAUAGACGACAAGAGUGGCAUUGCUGCUGUCAAGCGCGUUUUCAACCACCUGCACACCGAGAUGGUGCAUGAGAAUUAUCAGGAGGGUCAUUCGCAUCAAGAAAAUGAUGUGAGCAUCAUUGACUGGAUGGCAUUGCAACGAAGACUGAGAAGCUGAGACACCCUUCGUGACAGUACAUUAUGAUGCAUAGAGUGCACCCACAGACGCAUAGAGGCUACCUUGUCGUCACGCAUACGGCAUUCAACAAAGGCGGCGAUCGUGGUCGAGGUCAAAGUAAGUGGACCGAGUGAUCCACAUCGGGUGCCAAGUGCGUCGUUGACACUUCACCUACUCGCAUGUUACUGCUGAAGUCAACCCAUUCAAGCUUAACAGGACAAAGCUGCGGUAUAUCUUCGGCAAGAGCCUUCAAGUCACAUCGACGACUCCUGUCAAGGAUGACAAGGUGCUGCGAGGGCUGCCAUCCACGCUCGUCGAUGUGCCUGCUCCAGCUCUGCAGGCGGGGAGCGACGGCGAUGGGUCGUACACAGAGGUGAUCAUUCCUGACAACUUCCCACCUGGAAGUGUCAUGCUCUUUGAGACCUGGAUGGAGGGCUUAGAUGCGAAGCUUGACAAUCUCGUUUCGAGUGGCGCAAGCGAAGCGAUGGCUGAGCUGGACCUCGUUUCGCUAAAUGUGGUCUUGUACCGGGCCGAUGGGGAGGAGCGCGAUGUUACCGGCGGCAACGACGGAACUUAUGCCGUGCCGGGACACGGCUCUCUCGUGUAUUGCGGACUAGAGGGUUGGCAAGCGCCGCUCCGAGAUAUCGUCAAAAACAACGAUCUUGGUCAUCCCUUGUGCGCCCAUCUCCGUGAUGGACCUUGGGCUCUGGACUAUCUCCACGAUCGACUGGAGCGGUGAGUCAAGCGUCAUACCGCUUAUUGCUGCAUUUGAGCCCCGAGCUGACUUCGAUGUCGACAUGUGUAGCCAAAGGUCGAUCUUCCCCCAGCUCAGAAAACCCACUGCGUGGUUCAAGGAGCGCGUGGAUGCCAUCAAAGCGGCUUCGCCCUCUUUCAUGCGUCCGAAGUACCUCGCCCUCCUCGUGACACGGGCGUACCAGGCUGCAAGAGCACACGCGUUGAAGCAGAUGGUACCCUUCGUUCGAGAUGGUCAUGAUUUCACGAAAGCCCUCGCACUGUGCGCAGUGCAGAUGAAUGGUCAGGUCAAAUCAGCAUCGCUGUGGCACGAUCGACCGAGCGCUUCAAUGGCGGCAGGUCUGCCGUUCUUUGCUGCUGGCUGGGCACGUUGCUGGGGUCGAGACGUUUUCAUCUCGCUUCGCGGCCUCUACUUGGUCACGGGAAUGUACGAAGCUGCGCGAGAACACAUCCUGUCAUUUGGCUCCACGCUGUACAACGGCAUGAUUCCCAACCUGCUCAACUCGACAACCAACCCGCGAUACAAUUGCAGGGAUGGCGCUUGGUUCUUUGCUCAAAAUGUGCAAGAUUAUGUCAAGAUGGUGCCGAAGGGCGAGGCCAUACUGCAAGAGCGUGUCAAACGCCGUUUCCCACCCGGAGACAAGUGGGUGGAGCUAGACUCUCCAGAAGCAUUCAAGCACGAAAACACAGUCGCGGAGUUGCUGCAGGAAAUCCUUCAACGCCACGCCACUGGCAUCCAUUUCCGAGAACACGAUGCCGGACCAAAGGUCGAUGAGCACAUGCGCGACGAAGGCUUCAACAUCGACGUUGAGGUGGACUGGCAGACUGGCAUCAUCUUCGGAGGCAAUGAAUGGAAUUGCGGCACCUGGCAGGACAAAAAUGGCAGCUCCACAAAAGCUGGCAACCGGGGCUAUCCGGGAACACCUCGAGAUGGCGCGGCUGUCGAGAUUACUGGGCUGUUGAAGAGCACUCUGUCAUGGAUCGCCUCGUUGUCAAAGGAGGGCAAAUGGCCUGCAAAGGGUGUCGAAGCUAUCGUCGGGGGCAAGAAGUUAGUGGUGACGUAUGCGGAUUGGGCGGCGCUCGUCCAGAAGAGCUUUGAAAAGUGCUACUGGAUUCCUCUAGAUGCGCAAGAAGAUGGUGCUUUCCGUGUCGACCACAACCUGGUCAAUCGUAGGGGAAUCUAUAAGGACGUAUUCGGUAGCGGCAAAGGCAGAGAAUGGAGCGAUUAUCAACUGCGAGGCAACGUUCCAAUCGCGAUGUGUGUUGCUCCAGAGCUCUUCACUCCAGAAAAGGCCUUGACGCACCUGCAAGCUGCCGACAACGUUCUCCGAGAUGUCCUCGGUAUGCGGACACUCGAUCCAUCGGACCGCAACUUCCGCCCUGACUACGACAAUUCGAAUGACUCGGAUGACUUCUACGUUGCGCAGGGGCACAAUUACCAUGAGGGUGAGUGAUCGAGCAAGAGAUAGCGACGGCGAUUGCGCUGAGCUCAUCAUGAACCGCAUCUCUGCUGCACUUCAGGGCCGCCCUGGGUCUGGCCAGUUGGCUUCUUCUUGCGAGCGUACGUGAUCUUCGAUCUAGCAGCAGGCGUCGGACACACGCGUCCGAAAGAGACGCAUCAUCGCGUAAUGGCUAUGACAACGGCACAUCGAGAAUUUAUCAAGCAGAGCCCUUGGGCUGGCCUCCCUGAGCUCACCAACCAGAAUGGACGAGACUGUCCGGAUAGCUGCAAGACUCAGGCUUGGAGUGCUUCUUGUCUUCUAGAUGCGCUCGAGGAGCUGGAUCGUCGUCAGAAAUGA
Ceraceosorus bombacis is the source of this 5434-nucleotide messenger RNA. NCBI's taxonomy places the organism in Eukaryota, Fungi, Basidiomycota, Exobasidiomycetes, Ceraceosorales, Ceraceosoraceae. The record is from the annotation of a GenBank genome assembly.